AUGAGGGUAUAUGUUUUGGUCAAAGAUAAGAAGCAGCAGUACUGCGUUCAUAAAAAACGUCAUAUUUCAAUUGAAAAAAAAAGAGAUCAAAUAUGUGACAAAAAAAUAAAAAUAAUUUGCGAACACACUAAUCGCACAAAUUUGCACGAUAUUUGUAAAAAAUUAAAUCUUAAUGAACCUCAAAUAAUCUUAUCCAAAAUUAUCCUUAGUGAAUCUCCAAAAUCCACUCCUUUUGUCCAUUUGAAUCCUAACGGUGAUUUUAAUGACUCCGACAAAUUAUUAAAUACUAAAAAUGUCAGUUCUGAUUUAUAUGAAAUAUCGAAUGAUUUGUUUGAAAACAUUGACCCGGCAAAUAUUUCAUAUCAAAUAAGGAAUGGUGAUUUAGAUGAUUUUCUAACUGAUAUGAAUACAACUGGAAUUGGACACGAGCUCAUAAUUGAGACAGAAACUGCACAAGAUAUUCACGAUUAUUCAUUUGACAACGAGCAAGAAUCGUUUACUUAUGAAAAUAAUCUUCAGCCAGGAAAUGGAAUUAACACAGACGAUAUAGAAUACCGGAACACGAUCGAAACAAAUGAAAUUCAACUUGAAAAUACCUAUGAUAAAAAUACGCAAAGAAAAUUGCAAAUUGACUACAGUUCUGACAGUGAGUCUAAAGAUUCUGAUUCAUCGUAUGAACCAGUAGAGUCAGAUCAAUCAAUUGAAAAUGAAGAUUAUUUGGUAGCUGAUGUAACCGAUGAAGAAAAUUUAGAUGAUGAAAACACUGGAUCUGGAAAUUUCGAUGAAACUAACAACGUUUCGCAAAAUACUUCAACCUCGACUUUAAAUUGUUCGUUAAAUGUUCCGGGACAUGCUGGCUGGGAUGAUAGUGAUGUGGAAGCUGAGUUAACUACUAAAAAGGGAAAUCAGAAAAAAGAUACUUGCUGCUUUUGUGAGAAAGAAUAUUUCAAAAUUGCACGUCAUUUAGAAAUGGUGCAUUCAACCGAACCUGAAGUAAAAAGUUUUGUAAAAUUAAAAAAAAAGUGUGCUGAGAGAUUAAAUGAAAUAGCUAUUUUAAGAAAAAGAGGUAAUCACAUGUAUAAUAUGAAGCAGGGAAGAAAAGCAAAUGGCAAACCCGGAUUAUUAAAAGUAGCGCGUUGUCCAAAUAAAGCGUCGAAAAAAAGAGGCGGUAAUUACGCUGUUUGCUGUAAGUGUAAGGGCUGGUACACGAAAACUAAUCUUCGUCAUCACUAUCGUGUUUGUCAAGAUGGCGCCCACAGUAGUAAAGGUAUUCUAGCCAAAGCUCGACGUAUCCAGGGACAAAUUCAUCAACGAGCAUCCGAUGCUAUGCGUCAUAAAAUUAUCCCUUAUAUGAAGUUGACAGAACAUGUAAAACUAAUACGGUAUGAUCUUAUGAUUAUUUUAUUUGGAAAUGAAGAAUGCACAAAAUACAAAAAACGUAACUUAGCUCAAAUGAUUCGUGCAAAACUGAGUUUGCUAGCUAGAUUUCUUGUAGUCAUGAAAGAAGCAGAUUCAACUAUAAGUGAUUUUGCUUCAAUAUAUAAUCCAGCACAUUAUUAUAAGGUGAUUGAAACAAUAAAUAAAUUUGCUGGAUUAGAUGAAGAAACUGGUUACUUUAAGGUGCCUUACAGAGCUUCUGAAAUCACUACGAAUAUCAAUAAAAUCGGGCAAAUUCUAAUCAACGAAUGCAUUAUUAACAAAGAAAAUGAAAAAAAAGAAGAUGUACAAAAUUUUUUAUCACUAUGA
Messenger RNA from Cotesia congregata, 1746 nucleotides. The record is from the annotation of a GenBank genome assembly. NCBI's taxonomy places the organism in Eukaryota, Metazoa, Arthropoda, Insecta, Hymenoptera, Braconidae.